GGCUGGUGGAAGGAGCGUGGUCCGCCAUGGGGACUCAAGGGGCCGGGAGAAAGCGGUUGCCUAACCGGGAGCGCCUGACGGCGGAGGAUGAUGCCCUCAACCAGAUCGCCCGUGAGGCUGAAGCAAGACUCGCGGCGAAGCGAGCGGCGCGGGCAGAGGCACGGGAGAUCCGCAUGAAAGAGCUGGAGAGGCAGCAGAAAGAGAUCUAUCAAGUUCAGAAGAAAUAUUAUGGUCUGGAUACUAAAUGGGGAGACAUCGAGCAAUGGAUGGAAGACAGUGAGCGUUACUCCCGUAGAGCCCGAAGAAAUGCCUCGGCUUCGGAUGAAGAUGAGCACAUGUCAGUGGGUAGCCGUGGAAGCCUGAGGGAAGACAGUGAGCGUUACUCCCGUAGAGCCCGAAGAAAUGCCUCGGCUUCGGAUGAAGAUGAGCACAUGUCAGUGGGUAGCCGUGGAAGCCUGAGGUCUCAGUUGGAAUAUGCCAGCUCCUGCGCAGGGGCUGGAUUAGAGAAUGAGAGGACCAAAAAGAAGAACUACUCCAAAGCAACCAAUGGUUACGAGGAAGACGUGUAUGGAUCAUCCCAGAGUAGAAAAUCUAGCAGGGCUUCCUACUACUCGGAUCUGGGUCUUCACAACAGUGGCUAUGCUUCCACAUCUCAACCUUCUUCCCAAAAUGGAAACUGGCCCUCCUUGCUGUACAGCGAUGCCCUGCCAGCCAGAAGUUACAGGGCGUCUGUGUAUGAGGAGAGCGUUUACAGCGGGAGCCGUCGCUAUAGUGCCUCUAGUUCUCGUGCUCCUUCUGAAUACAGCUGCUACCUUGGUUCAGGAUCUCGGGCAUCUUCAAGAGCCAGCUCUGCUCGGGCCAGUCCAGUGAUUGAGGAAAGGCCAGAAAAAGACUUCGAGAAGGGAGCACGUACUGUUUCAAGUUUAUCAGCAGCCACUUUAGCUUCUCUGGGUGGGACUUCUUCCCGAAGAGGCAGUGGAGAUACAUCUAUCUCAGCUGAUACAGAGGCAUCUAUUAGAGAAAUUAAGGAUAUCUAUGAGUUAAAGGACCAGAUUCAGGAUGUAGAAGGCAAAUACAUGCAGGGACUGAAAGAAAUGAAGGACUCUCUAGCCGAAGUUGAAGAGAAAUAUAAAAAGGCUAUGGUGUCCAAUGCUCAACUAGACAAUGAAAAAACCAAUUUCAUGUACCAAGUAGAUACCCUAAAGGAUGCGCUCUUAGAGUUAGAAGAACAGCUGGCAGAAUCCAGGCGGCAAUAUGAAGAAAAAAGUAAAGAAUUUGAGAGGGAGAAGCAUGCUCAUAGCAUAUUGCAGUUUCAGUUCAUGGAAAUCAAAGAGGCUUUGAAGCAAAGAGAAGAAAUGCUUGCAGAAAUCCAACAGCUGCAAAAGAAACAGCAGAACUAUGUCAGGGAAAUUUCUGAUCUUCAGGAGACAAUAGAAUGGAAAGACAAAAAAAUAGGGGCAUUAGAGAGGCAGAAAGAUUUCUUUGAUUCCAUAAGGAGUGAGCGGGAUGACCUUAGAGAUGAAGUGGUUGUGCUGAAGGAGCAACUGAAGAAACAUGGAAUAAUCCCAGACUCUGACGUAGCCACCAACGGGGAGACAUCAGACAUUCUUGAUAAUGAAGGCCACUUGGAUUCUUCUAAAAAUGUUGCAGGCACAACUCAGGCAUUAAAGCCAGGAAGCGAGGCGAUGCUAGACAGGCUGAAAAAACUCAUUGAUGAACGAGAAUCCUUACUAGACCAGGUUAAAAAAUUAAAGGGACAACUGGAAGAAAAGCAAAAGAAUGGCAAGAUGGAAAAUGCACAGUCAGAAGAUGAAGUUCUAGAAAACGGGACAGAUAUGCACAUGAUUGACCUCCAAAGAGAUGCCAACAGACAGAUCAGUGAUCUCAAAUUUAAACUAGCAAAGUCUGAGCAAGAGAUAACAGCACUGGAGCAGAACGUAAUACGACUGGAAGGUCAGGUAGCCCGAUACAAAACUGCUGCUGAAAAUGCUGAGAGAGUAGAAGACGAACUGAAAGCAGAGAAACGCAAACUACAGAGAGAGUUGCGUUCAGCGUUGGAUAAAACAGAAGAGCUUGAAGUCAGCAACGGUCACCUAGUGAAACGCUUGGAGAAGAUGAAAGCCAACCGGAGUGCUUUACUGUCUCAGCAAUAACCGCCGCCUCCCGAUGGAAGCUCCGACUACUUGACAGAACCAGAACAACGUCGCAGAUGCUUCUGUCUCUUGCUGUCCCCGGGAUGCUUUGUGUCAUGCCUUCUGAGAACAGACAACCCCAACAUUUGCUACGUGCCACCCAGCUGUGGUUCUCUCUCCGCAGAUCCAAACCUACUGCACUAUAUCCCUAGGAGUAGCUGAUCCAAAUGGCUGUGCCCUGCGGGAGCCCUUCUACACCGUUCUUUGGGUACCUCUGAAGUAACAAUAUCCGCCUACCACGUAAGAAGCACAUCGGGCGUCGCGUUAAGUUCUCCAGCCAGAAGGCACAGCAGCCAUUUAUUGCCAUUUAAAAUGGUAUUCAAAGAAAACUCUUUAACUGGACUGGAAUUUUGUGUCUUGCUGAAAAUUUAAAACAAAGAAAGAAACAAAAAACACUGUAAGUUUUGGACUUUCUCAUGACAGUAUCUGUAAUUUAGUGACUCCGGUAGAGUUAUUCGUAGUAGGUUUUUUUCAUUUACAAAUCACUGUGGAACCACAAGCCAUUACAAAGCAAAACUCCUUCAGUGGAAACCAUGGAAUAAGAUGGUCUUGGAAGCAAAAGUGACCUUAAAUGACUUUGCCAAUAAAACAAAGGUGUUUGGAGGGAUUUUUGCACCAGCUGAAUCAUAAGACUAUUUUAUUUCAGGGUAAAUAGGCAAUAGCUUCAUUGAAUUUUCAACUUUUACUUGUAUUAUUUAAUCCUUGCUCUUGGAAUUGAAGUAAACUACUUUUAAAGGAUGUAAAGUUGCAUUAAUAAACCAGCAUAAGGCCGUGUUUUAAGAAAUGGUGGGUUUUGCACUUAGAUCACUCACUUUGGUGCAUUUGUCAAAGCAAGUGUCAUUUGCUUAAACAAAGUACGUAAUGGGUUUUUUACAUCAGAAACUAUCUACUGGUCCAUGAACUACUAGGAAACUAUGCCGCUACAAAAUGCAAAUCUAAUUUUUAAAGAAGUAACUGAUAAGUAAAGAAGCACUUUAGAACAUAUUCCUGCCUAUGGUUUUUCUACAAAUACAGAAGUAGCGAAUCGUUUCCUGCUGUGAGGUCACUGUAAAGGUUUUCCACUUUUCAUGAAAAAUAACCUAACCGAUAAAAAUGUCGCAGGUGGUUUGUUGUAUACACAGCUAGCACUACAGCUCUGGUUUCUUGGAAAGUGUUCUGAAUGUACUACUCAAAGGAGAACAGCAGUUACCUGAAGAAUAAAGCUGCCCUUCCCCCUUCAGCCCUAACAGAAAAGCUCGUGAGUAAGGCAGGCAACCAGCCCCUUAGGAACCUCCUCACGCCAUGAAACACCAUCUCCUGUUCCACAGGAGCAACCUUCUGUCCAUGCUGACUGCCUCAAUAGAUAUGGUUCUAUCAAGCCAAAUCCAGACCUGGAAGACCAUUCCUUCUUAACUUGGUCUUCAGCAUCUCCAGUCCCGGUCUUUCCCCAGCCUCUUCCUCGCAGACUGGAGUUUAAGAGCAUGAACCGCUGCUAUUUUCGACGUUAAGGGGAUCGCUGGUAUCUUCUUUAGAGCACCUUCACAAAUUAAAUUAACCAAAAAACAGUGUCUGAAUGUGUUUCUCUGGUUUGGCUAGAAAAUAACACCUCUCUCUUCAUCUCUUCUGAGUGCACUCAGAAAUUUAGGAACGAAGCACUGAAAUCAAUAUUCCAGGAAAAGGAUGAAGAAGGUUUUUCUUUUUUUUUUUUGUAUCCAUGGGGAAAAGCAUGAAGGUUUUCUUUUUUUUUUGUGCCCGUGGGGAAAUAAGUAUGUCCUUGUUGAUCAGAUGUGGUGGAACGUGGGGAUUAAACGAAUCAUUGAAAUGAAAUGUCCACUCCAGCUAGGGCUUUGGGUUCUUUUUCUGUUUUUUCGGUUUUUGAGAGGAACAUUCAGGUGCAGAGCCAGGUUUCUUGUGGAAUACCUCAAAAUCGCUGUGGAUACCAAUUUGCAAUUUUCUGUGGUUGACUUGUGUAAUUUCUGGUGUACAAAGCCUCUGGGGCCUAAGGAAUAAACUAAGAAUUUUUUUCAGAAUGCAAAGAAGUGUGCUAAAUACAACAUCUUCCUAACUGAUGACAAAGGUGUGUGUGAUUGCCACCGGGUCAUCUUUUUAUAUGUGGCAGGAGUGAAAACUGUCUCUCCCGGCAAGAGUCAUGAGAAACAACCCAGCAACUACCCAUUGGUCCAAAAGGCUAAAAAUAUUAACUUUGCUCAUCAAGAAGUGAUGUGUUUAUUAUUUCAAAGUAGAUUUGCAUCUUGCACCCCAUUAAGCAUUAACCUCAUGACGGAAAUCAGAUGUGUAUUUCGACCUGGAUAUGCUCUUAGUAGAAAUCUUUGUGUGUGAUUAAAGUAGCUGAAUGUUGAAGCCACGUUUCCUCCCUCCCCUCCCCGACCCAACUUUACCAGUAUGACUUAGCUUUAGAAUAAAGGAAGUACUGGGUGGCUUACUGCAAACUGUUUUUAUGUUUUCCUGUGAAGAAUGUACAACAACAGGGCUUGGAAUGGUGAUGCUAGCACAUGCCCCGUCCUUUUAAUUUGAGCUCCAAAUGGGAGAGAGCCUCGGUACCCGCUGAGGCAGAGUGGUGGUGGUACCAUGGCGAGGAACGGCUCCUGGUGGGGGAACCAGGACAAGAUUUCCUAGAAUUUGUAUUUAAAAUUGCUAUUGGUUUAUUUUUUAAGUGUUAAAUAAUUUUAUUGUUUGCAAAAUGGAAUGUUACCUGAAUUGUUUUGUUUAGUUUUGUUUUUUACAUCAAACCUGUUCGGAGGUACAAGCGUGGAAAAGGAAAUCCAUUAGCAGAACUCGCCAAUAAAAAUGUCACUUGUUGGGGUAGUUUUUAUGGAGUGGUCUGUCAUGAUGAUGUUACUGGUCGAAGUUCUCUUGGAAAAUACAGACUUUUUGGAUGAUAA
Molecule: messenger RNA, 5074 nt
Organism: Calidris pugnax (ruff)
Lineage: Eukaryota; Metazoa; Chordata; Aves; Charadriiformes; Scolopacidae
Gene: LRRFIP1
Product: leucine rich repeat (in FLII) interacting protein 1
Exons: 28
Coding region: 27-2153 (708 amino acids)
Biological process (GO): regulation of transcription by RNA polymerase II
Molecular function (GO): RNA polymerase II cis-regulatory region sequence-specific DNA binding; DNA-binding transcription factor activity, RNA polymerase II-specific
Source: RefSeq, a predicted model, not a curated record